Messenger RNA from Mauremys mutica (yellowpond turtle), 1976 nucleotides. RefSeq names its product calcitonin receptor (gene CALCR). The record is from RefSeq and is a predicted model, not a curated record. Gene Ontology annotation, biological process: adenylate cyclase-activating G protein-coupled receptor signaling pathway; cell surface receptor signaling pathway; positive regulation of cytosolic calcium ion concentration. Gene Ontology annotation, molecular function: calcitonin receptor activity; amylin receptor activity. The coding region runs from base 1 to 1644 and encodes 547 amino acids. The transcript is spliced from 13 exons. Lineage: Eukaryota; Metazoa; Chordata; Testudines; Geoemydidae. Gene Ontology annotation, cellular component: axon; plasma membrane.
AUGGGGAGUGAAGAACAAACUGAUGAGAUGGAUUUAUGUGGGACUCUUUCUAAAGGGGCUAAGAUUUUGGAGCCCUCUGAGCUGCUAGCAGUGGCUGAGGAUGGAGCUGUGUGCCCUGAGAAGGAAGUUAGUGUUGCUCUGGAUGGUAGCUCCCUGCCUGGAGCUCCCAGUGGUGUGCCGUCUUCCCUGGUACAAAGGGUCAGCAGAAGUGUAUCACCGAAGAAAGAAUCCACAAUGGAAAAAACAACUCACAGUUGCUUCUUACUGAUUAUGCUUCUAAUCAGAAUGGCUCCAAGUCUUACUUCUACUGUCAAUUAUACUGAUCCUACAUUAGAGCCUGUAGUAACUGAAAAUUCACCAGUACGGCAGAAAAUAAUAGAUUCACAGUUCAAAUGCUAUGAGAGAAUGAACAGAGAUCCGCCAUAUAGAAAAAAAGGUCUGUUCUGCAACCGAACUUGGGAUGGAUGGUUGUGCUGGGAUGACACACCUGCUGGAAGAGUCACGGCUCAGAAUUGUCCAGAUUAUUUUCCAGACUUUGAUCCAACUGAAAGGGCUUCAAAGUACUGUGAUGAAACAGGAAAUUGGUUCCGACAUCCAGAGAGCAAUCGGACUUGGUCCAACUAUACACUGUGUAAUUCCUUCACCUCUGAGAAAUUGAAGAUGGCAUUCAUACUUUAUUAUAUGGCUAUAGUAGGCCAUGCUUUGUCUAUAACUUCGCUAUUGAUUUCCCUGGGGAUUUUCUUCUAUUUCAAGAGCCUCAGCUGUCAAAGGAUAACACUGCAUAAGAAUUUGUUUGUCUCCUACGUUCUUAACUCUGUGUUUACCAUCGCCCACCUCAUCGCAGUAGUGCCUAAUCCAGGCCUUGUAAAAAGGGAUCCCGUAAGCUGCAAGGUGCUGCAGUUUUUUCACCAGUACAUGCUCGGUUGUAACUACUUCUGGAUGCUCUGCGAAGGCAUAUAUCUUCACACUCUAAUUGUGGUGGCAGUAUUUGCUGAAGAGCAGCGUUUGCACUGGUAUUACCUCUUGGGCUGGGGGUUUCCUUUAGUGCCAGCAUCUAUUCAUGCUGUUGCAAGAGCCAAAUACUUCAAUGACAACUGCUGGAUGAGCGUUGACACUCACUUGCUCUAUAUUGUUCAUGGACCCGUAAUGGCGGCUUUAUUGGUAAAUUUUUUCUUUUUGCUUAACAUCGUCCGAGUUCUGGUGACAAAGCUAAGAGAUACUCAUCGGGCUGAGUCCAACAUGUACAUGAAAGCUGUCAGAGCCACACUAAUCCUGGUGCCCUUACUAGGAAUUCAGUUUGUCAUUAUUCCCUGGAGACCAGAAAACAGACUUGCUGGAGAAAUAUACGAUUACAUCAUGCAUAUACUAAUGCAUUACCAGGGCUUACUUGUUGCAACUAUAUUUUGCUUCUUCAAUGGAGAGGUACAGGGUGCUCUAAAAAGGCAAUGGAUGCAGUAUAAGACCCAAUGGGGGCAAAGACGACGCGAGCACUGCUCUACGCGAUCUACCUCCUACACAGCAACAUCUAUCACCGAGGUCCCCGUUUAUCUGUAUCAUCACGAUUCCACCAAUGAACAGUUAAAUGGAAAAUACAUAGAUGACUCUGAACUCGUUGCAUUAAAAUCUGGAGAGACGUCUGCCUAGCUCAGAAGAAAACAAGACAAACAGGUCAUUUUGCAUUCUGUUCAUGGCAGGGUGGGGUGAAGGGAAGGAAUGCAGACUUGAGUGCCACUGUGAGAGAGUGCUAAACAGAACACAUCAUAUGCAAACUACAGAAGCAUCAGCUUUGGCCAGUGAUGGCCCAGCGAGAGUCUGCCUGAGAGAGGUGGAUAUAGUAUUUGAUACUACUACAGCAUGCUGCUUUUAGAAACGGGACUGAGGAUGGAACUAUUCAAUGAAACAUUUGGAUUUUCCACAGUUCCUGCUAUUGGCCAUAUGGCACACAGAUUCAAUAGUCGUAACAAUUCAAGGUAACC